CUCCGAUCACCAAUUAUUUUAUUUCUUUCUCUCAUUUCUCAUUUUAUUUUCUAGUUCCGCCACUGCAUAUGUACAUAUGAGAAUAGUAAGCUCUUGGUCACUAUAUAUAUGCACUCAAGUCGACAGAUAUAUACAAGUCAAUGCAAAUUAACUAUAAAUUUCUUUCUUUCCUGGAGCCACAAAGCAACACUAAUUCUUCCUCAAAAAAAGAAAACAACACUGAUUCAAAGAGAAGUGAUGGGUAUCCAUUUGCCUAAAUCGAAGCAGAUCGUAAGACGAAUUCGUCUUGCGUCUCCAGAGAUUAAUUCAAGUUGUGUUCCUAAAGGCCAUUUUGCAGUUUAUGUUGGAGAAACUGAUGAAAAGAAGAGAUAUGCUGUGCCUAUUUCAUACUUGAAGAACACUUCUUUCAAAAAAUUGCUGAGUGAUGUUGAAGAACAGUUCGGGUUUAAUCAUCCUAUGGGAGGCAUCACAAUUCCAUGCAGUGAAGAAAAUUUCUUUCAAUUAAUCACUUGUAAUUUCUAGCGAAGGAUGUAAACUAAAAGGGAGAUGUACAGUUAUAUCAGAUCAAUGACUAAGCCACAAGCUUCUUUUUAA
Messenger RNA from Mercurialis annua (annual mercury), 594 nucleotides. Its product is annotated as auxin-responsive protein SAUR15-like. The record is from RefSeq and is a predicted model, not a curated record. The transcript has a single exon. The coding region runs from base 109 to 522 and encodes 137 amino acids. Gene Ontology annotation, biological process: response to auxin. NCBI's taxonomy places the organism in Eukaryota, Viridiplantae, Streptophyta, Magnoliopsida, Malpighiales, Euphorbiaceae.